UCAGAUGAAACAGGAAGUGGGACCAAAACAAAGGAGCGGCGGCCGGGAGCGGACCUAUCUCCUUCUGCUUGCCUUUCGCCCUUCUCGGCCUUGGCCGCCGACCCGAAGGAGCCGUCUGACCAUGUCCAACAUGGAGAAACACUUGUUCAACCUAAAGUUCGCGGCCAAGGAACUGAGCAGGAGUGCCAAAAAAUGCGACAAGGAGGAAAAGGCCGAAAAGGCCAAAAUUAAGAAGGCCAUUCAGAAAGGCAACAUGGAAGUUGCGAGGAUACACGCCGAAAAUGCCAUUCGCCAGAAGAACCAAGCGGUGAAUUUCUUGAGAAUGAGUGCGCGGGUCGACGCGGUGGCUGCUAGAGUUCAGACAGCGGUGACAAUGGGCAAGGUGACCAAGUCGAUGGCCGGUGUGGUUAAGUCAAUGGAUGCGACGUUGAAGACCAUGAAUCUGGAGAAAAUCUCUGCCCUGAUGGACAAAUUCGAGCACCAGUUUGAGACGCUAGACGUCCAGACGCAGCAAAUGGAAGACACGAUGAGUAACACGACGACUCUGACCACUCCCCAGAACCAAGUGGAUAUGCUGCUCCAGGAAAUGGCAGACGAGGCCGGCCUAGACCUCAACAUGGAGCUGCCGCAGGGGCAGACGGGCUCUGUGGGCACGAGCGUGGCCUCGGCAGAGCAGGAUGAACUAUCUCAGAGACUGGCCCGCCUUCGGGAUCAAGUGUGAUGACAGAACCCACUCAGGUUUCCUGGCCGUGGCCACCUUCUGAAAUGCUCUCUGUAUAUUAAAGAGAUACUAUUCACUAGAAACUCUGAACGUGCCAGAAUGCUGAAAUGCUCUUAAGAUGCUUCUUCUAUCUGUGGGUUUACAGUGCUCUCACAUUAAGAAAUUACAGGCUUUCUCCACUCUUAACUGGACUUUAAAGUUCUGUAUAGCUUGUGAUGAUGUGUAUUUUUAUAGCCGCCUUUUAACAGAACUAGUUAAUUUGGUAUGAAUCUCUAAAAUUUUUCGUUAAAACUCUAGUUCUUGUGUAUUCGUUUUCUACCUGAACUAUCAAAAUUGAAGGGGUUUUUUAAAUUGGGCCUAAUUAUAUAAUACGUAAAAUCGCCCCAUGGUUCGUAAAAAUUACAGGAGAAUGAUAACUUUGAUUACAGGGCCAUCAGCCCCUCAUUAAGUUUAUUUAAUGGAUAGUGCUAUUUCUGUGUUAUCCUUUGUAUUUUGCCCCCAAAUCGAGACUACAGUUGACUAUUAAUCUGUUCUUAUAACGUACACUAAAAUUACCGUAGGACAUUCUUGCAUAAUACUUUGUUUACGUUCUAAAUUUUCCUGGAGUGGUAGUUAGCUUUACUGGAAAAAAAUGCCACAUAACUUCCAUUUACUAGAAGGAAAAAUUAAGUUUGCUUAUUUAUAUUUUUUAUUUACUAACGAGCUUUUUAAAAGACUUGCAAGGUUUAACAUAUGACAGUUACUUUCAAAAGAACUCAUUUUCAGUUAUUUUCGUAUUUCAACACUUUUAAUUAGAUUAAAUUUUUAUUUUAUCUUACAAAGUACAUUCAUUAGCGUGACAGUCACAUUACUCGAACAUUGCCAAAGGAACUGUUGAUUGGUUUGAGAAAGCCCAGGAACCACGUAUUUGUAGGUUUUAACAACCAAAAAUACAAAAAUAAAAUUAGAACUGCGGUGUUUAAGUUAUAAUUAUUUGUAUUUUUUUGUUGUUUCCUGUGGGGUUUUUUUGCCUUAAGGCAACAAUUUAAAACCUUGGAAAUUAAGUUGGAAUAUUUUACUAUGCAUGUCUUAGCCAUGCAAGUAACUUGAAUAUACAUGGUGCCACCUGGAAGUCUGGGAAGAAGGAAAGAUGCAGGUUGGAUAGCAGGCUUGACCCUCCAAGGCUAGAGGCCAGUUGUGCUGCCUUUCCAUGUUUCUGGAAUGGCAGUGUGUAUUCUCUGCCUGAAAAGUAAUGCCUGUAGCCACGACUUUCUCAUAGACUCAAGACAGAAUAAGGACUUGAUUUUGCCUUGGCAAGUAUAUUAACCCAAGUUAAAUACUUAAUGAUAUUUUAAAUCCUCCCUUUCCUUCACCAGAAGAUUUCUCCAUAAGAGAAUUCUAGUGUUUCAGAAAAUAAUUAUAGGCACUCUUCCAAGCCCUUUGAAAGAUUCAUAAACAGGUGUAUGUAUGCAGAUAAAGACUGACUCUUAUAUCUAAGGCUCUUUGUUUCUGACUGGAUGUUCCCAAGUCUUACAUAUUUGCCAAUUGUCCUGCAUCUUUCUAGAACUCGCCCCUUUUGGUGUCUCCUUUUAUCCACAUGGUUACACAGAAGCAGCUAUGUAUAUGUACAGCAUGUGUCUUAACCCCUCUUUAGACUGAAAAAAAUAAUUACAACUUAAAAAAUAGCUUAAUAUUGAAUCCUUUGGCAAAUUGAACACCCUUUUAUAGUCCAAAUAUUCCCACCAAAAUUAAUACAUUUUAUGAGAUUAAACAAUGCUUGUAUAGGCUAGAACUUUCUUAAAAUAUGUUCAUUUCAAAUUAUGAUUGUACAUUUUUAUGACCAUAAAUAUUAUUUUCCAAAGCAUAGUAGGCCCAUGAAUUAUUUCCCCCUUUUGCAGUUCAUGAAAUGCUGAAAUGUAAACCACAGAAUUUUGUCAAAUAAAUCAUUUUAAACUGCA
This is a messenger RNA of Manis pentadactyla (Chinese pangolin), 2658 nucleotides long. It is a transcript of the gene CHMP1B, whose product is annotated as charged multivesicular body protein 1B. The record is from RefSeq and is a predicted model, not a curated record. Gene Ontology annotation, biological process: protein transport; late endosome to vacuole transport; endosome transport via multivesicular body sorting pathway. Gene Ontology annotation, cellular component: multivesicular body; ESCRT III complex. The coding region runs from base 5 to 721 and encodes 238 amino acids. The transcript has a single exon. Lineage: Eukaryota; Metazoa; Chordata; Mammalia; Pholidota; Manidae.